GUGCCUUCGCUCAGCCACAAUUACAACAGACUAAACAGACUAAACUUUGUAUCCGACAGCAUUCAAAUAGUAUCCAACCACCUAUAGCUCCCCGUGCGCUCGCGAUUGCGCGUAAUAAACGACCCCGAGACCAUCCCUCGCUUAGUUACUUAUCUCGUCGUUUUGUUUCGCCAACUCGCCCAUCAUGCGCACGCAACCCUUUUUCUUCGUUCUAGUCGCCCUUCUCGCCUCUAAUGUUAUCGCCCAAGGGAAUAACGACGACGACGACGAUCAGACGAGCGACGUGACGCAAACACCAACUCCUACUGCUACGGCAACACCAACGCCGACGGAGACGGAGACGGAUGCCGAAGACUCUUCCACAUCUGAGGAACCAUCCGAGACCCCAACGGUAACGUCAACCGGGGCCAGCAUUACGACGGAGCCUUCCUCCACUGAUACGCCUCCACCUAUUACCACUUCAACUUCAUCCGAUGAUGAUGGACCGCUUCCUACUAUCCCCGGCUCAUAUAGUUAUCCCGCUCCUUCCGUUCCUCCUACGAAUAAUGCCCCGUUUAUGCAGCCAUCGAGCGUGCCGGAAGGCACCGUGUUCAUCGCCGUCGGAGCUAUCCUAGGUGCUUUCGGGGUUGCCGUCUUGAUAUGGCGCGCGGUCGUCGCCUGUCUUCUGCACCGCUCGGUCAAGAAGGCGGCAUUGGCUCAGCAACUUGCUAAUGACAAGGCUACCUUUCCGUCGCAACCGCCUCCGUUCUAUAAAUAUACCGACCAGGAGGCAUCUUCGGCUUCUCUUGGUAACGGCGGAUCAGGUCGUGGUGUACGAAGAACAACACGGGGACCCAUCCCUUCGCAAACCCCGAGCCAGUCCAAUCUUUUCUUUUCGCCCACUGCUCCUACUACGGCCGGCGGCGGUAAUCGUGAAUCUCGCUUCUUGCCCUCGGGUUUUUAUGCCGCUGGGGCGGGUUCUCCGCAAGGCCACAGUCAUAAUAUCAGUCUAACGAACUUACGGCCCGACUCUCACGGUCACCCACGACCUCUUGGGCACACUCCACCCGAGUCACCCAGUCUAGCACCCCGUGGAGCUUUAGCACCACGAAAUGUGAGCGCGAGCUCGCUGAAUUUAAACCGACCUCCCAGCGGACGGGCACCUAGUGCUUUCUUGGAAGAUUUGUUAGACGACCCGAAAAACCAGUACCCACCACCUAGCCACCACCACACCUGGAGUUCAUCACAACCCCGGCAUUAGAUAUCUGGUAGGGGGUCUGCUUCAGCGGAGUCUGGAAAGGGAAGGCUAAGGUGU
Molecule: messenger RNA, 1294 nt
Organism: Daldinia vernicosa
Lineage: Eukaryota; Fungi; Ascomycota; Sordariomycetes; Xylariales; Hypoxylaceae
Exons: 1
Coding region: 185-1240 (351 amino acids)
Cellular component (GO): fungal-type vacuole
Source: RefSeq, a predicted model, not a curated record